This is a messenger RNA of Parnassius apollo (apollo), 696 nucleotides long. The record is from the annotation of a GenBank genome assembly. Lineage: Eukaryota; Metazoa; Arthropoda; Insecta; Lepidoptera; Papilionidae.
AUGGUUGACGUUCAAAAUGAUCUUCAAGAGCAAGCUUGUGGUGUUUGUUUAGAAAAAUAUAAUCAUCCUACAAAACUUCCCUGUGGUCAUGUAUUUUGCUUUUUAUGUGUAAAGGGCAUUGCAAUACAAAACAAGAAAUGUGCCAUGUGUCGUACUGAGAUACCUCAUGAUUAUUUAAAUAAUCCGGUAUUGUUGGACAACAUACUUGAAAAAAAUUCAAAAGAUUGCAGAAAUCAUGAUUAUCAGUGGUAUUAUGAAGGAAGAAAUGGCUGGUGGAAAUAUGAUGAAAGGAGUAAUUGCGAUCUGGAAGCUGCUUUUGUAAGAGGGGAAAAAGAUUGUAAACUCCUUCUAGCUGGAGCCUUAUAUCGUGUAGAUUUUGAAAAAAACUUGCAAGUGCGUCAAAAUGAUCAAACAAAACGACGUCGGGUUCGAAGAGAUAUGCCUACUCUACCUUCUAAAGGUAUUGCUGGAAUUAAAACAAGCAACGAUAAUCCUCGAGAAGAGAUAGAGGCAGAGUUACAUAGAGAAUAUUCUGAAAAUCCUGAAAACAAUCAAGAAAUUCCAGUAUCUGAAGACUCAAAUUCUAACGCUUCCGAAGAAGAUCUUAUCUCAGAAAUGUCCCAUAGUUUAAGCAAUAUUACAUUGCGGACCCAAGAAGAAGCUGCAAGUGAUUUGCCUGACACAGAGAACAGAUAA